This is a messenger RNA of Alternaria triticimaculans, 1536 nucleotides long. RefSeq lists its product as uncharacterized. Gene Ontology annotation, biological process: transmembrane transport. The transcript is spliced from 6 exons. The record is from RefSeq and is a predicted model, not a curated record. Bases 1 to 1536 code for a protein of 511 amino acids. Lineage: Eukaryota; Fungi; Ascomycota; Dothideomycetes; Pleosporales; Pleosporaceae. Gene Ontology annotation, molecular function: transmembrane transporter activity.
AUGUCACACCAUUCGUCGCUCAAUGACAACACGGAAAGUGCAUCUCUACCUCGACGCAAGAAGGAAGUGCAAACCCGCAUGAAAGAUGGCAAAGAGGUCGAACUCCACACUUGGAACGGUCCACAAGAUCCUGACAACCCGUUCAACUGGUCAACCAAGUACAAAUGGUUCUUGACAAUAACCGUUUGCUUCAUCUCCAUCUUGACAGGUCUUCCGGCUGGGUCUUACGGCGCUGGCAACGAGUACAUGGCAACACUAUUCAACGUUCAAAACGAGCCGUUUCCAAACCUUUACUGGGCGACGUGUUCGUGGAAUAUGGGUGCUGCUAUAUUCCCACUACUAUUCGUACCUUUGACCGAAAACACUGGUAGAAUGCCUGGAUAUUUUGUCGCCUACAUCGUGUUCGAAUUGUUCCUGUUCGGCUCAGCCUUUGCCGAUAACUUUGCAACCUUGGUCGUCACCCGUUUCUUCGGCGGUGGCGCAUCUUCCGUUUCCAUCAACAUCGUGGGCGGCAGCAUUAGCGAUCUUCGCUCGAAAUCCCCUUGGCGAUGGAUCUACUACAUCCAAAUCAUCUACAACGCGGCCCUAAUCCCAGUGUUCUACAUAAUCCUCAAGGAAACUCGUGGCGACGUCAUCCUCAAAAAGCGCGCCCAGAAGCUUCGCAAAGAAACCGGUCGCGAAGUCUACGCAGAAUCAGAGCUCGAGAAGCCCUCGAUAGCUAGCUUGCUCAAGGUUUCAUUCAUGCGACCUACCAAAAUGCUAUUCACCGAGCCUGUCGUAACCUUCUUCACUCUUUGGAUCAGUUUCGCCUGGGGUAUCCUCUUCCUGUUCUUUUCCUCAGUCGUUCAAACCUUCAGCGCUAGCUACGGUUUUGGUACCUUCCAGACGGGUCUUGUCCAAUUGGCCAUCACGGUUGGAGCGCUCAUUGGUACGCUUAUCAAUCCCUUGCAAGACUGGAUGUAUCUUCGCACUGCUUCCAAGAACAAGGAACGCCCUGGCAAACCCAUACCCGAAGGUCGCUUAUAUACCAGCAUCCCUGGUUCCUUGCUCUUUACUGCGGGAUUGUUCAUGUAUGGAUGGACGUGUCGACCAGAGAUUCAUUGGAUCGUGCCUGCGAUAGGCAUUUGCAUCGUUGGUGUGGGCAUCUACUCCAUUUACAUGGGUGUAGUCAACUACCUCACGGAUGCUUACGAGAAAUACGCUGCUUCUGCACUUUCAGCCGCAUCGCUUGGUCGUAACACGUUCGGAGCCUUUCUACCUUUCGCCUCAUACUCGCUUUUCCAGAAUUUAGGGUUCGGUUGGGCUGGCAGUCUUCUGGGCUUUGUCGGGUUAGCAUUGAGCCUUGUGCCGGUGGUGCUACUUCUGAAGGGCCGCGAGAUCCGUAAAAAGAGUCCUUUCAUGUCAGAGGCCACGUUCGACGAUGGAGAUGACGAUGAAGCGGUGGAUAAUGGCAAGGAUGGUGCGAGUCAUCGAGGUACAUUUGGGCCAGCGGGCGUCGCAGGUGGGCCACCUGGCGGAGUUGACGAGCGUGUCUAG